Molecule: messenger RNA, 2406 nt
Organism: Morus notabilis
Lineage: Eukaryota; Viridiplantae; Streptophyta; Magnoliopsida; Rosales; Moraceae
Product: G-type lectin S-receptor-like serine/threonine-protein kinase At2g19130
Exons: 1
Biological process (GO): protein phosphorylation; recognition of pollen
Molecular function (GO): ATP binding; protein serine/threonine kinase activity
Source: RefSeq, a predicted model, not a curated record
UACUAGCUUUCAAAAAAGUCCUAUAUUCAAAGUGCCAAUCACUCUCCAAAAAUCACUUGUCAAAUAAAAAACGACUCUCCAAAAAUCUGUUAAACCAUGGAUCAGAAGAAGGCCCAACCAAGUUUAAUGAUGGUUGUUCUCAUCCACUGCCUAUUUCUCAAGAGCCAUAUGUCCAUGGGAGCUGAUGAUACCAUCUCUGAGAACCGAUCUCUCUCCGGAGACCAAACCAUUGUCUCUGCAGGUCAUGGAAUCUUUGUACUGGGAUUCUUUAAACCAGGUAAUAAUUCUUCGAACUAUUACUUAGGAAUGUGGUACAAAGAAGUUCCACACACCAUUGUUUGGGUGGCUAAUAGAGAAAAACCUGUCAUGGAUAGAUUUUCUUCAGAAGUAAGAAUCUCUAAUGGCAAUUUAGUUCUCUUCAAUGAGUCCAAACUCCCAAUUUGGUCCACGAAUGUGAACUCCAGUAGUUCACAUUCAACGAUUGCUGUUCUUUUAGACAAUGGAAACCUUGUUUUAAAAGAUGAUUCUAAUUUGUCAAAACCAAUAUUGUGGGAAAGUUUUGAUUAUCUAACUGAUACGUGGCUACCGGGGAGUAAACUCGGAUACAACAAAAAGACCCAACAUAAGUACAUGGUAACUUCAUGGAAGAAUUUAGAGGAUCCAUCCCCGUGUCUUUUCUCUUUGGAGCUAGUCCCAAGUGAGAACACUUUUGUGAUCAUGUGGAAUAAGUCUAGGAUCUAUUGGAGCAGUGGAGCUUGGGAUGAAAGCACUGAAUCUUUUAGCUUAGUCCCUGAGAUGGGGCGGAGUUCUUACAUCAACUUCACCUUCGUUUCAAAUGAUAACGAGAUCUGUUUAUCCUAUUCUUUUAUUCACCCAAAAAAGAAAAAUAUCUACAAUCUCAAUAGCACUGAAGACACAGUAGUUAGAUUUUCUAUGGAUGUUACAGGGCAGUUUAAGGAACUAAUACUGAAUCCUAACAAGGAAUGGGAUACGUUUUGGUCUCAACCGAGAGAACAAUGCGAAGUCUAUGCUUUUUGUGGGGCAUAUGGAAGUUGCAAUGACAAUUCAGUGCCAUUUUGUAAGUGUCUAAGGGGGUUUGAACCAAAGUCGCAACAUGAUUGGGAUUUGAAGGACUACUCUGGCGGGUGCAUCAGAAAAACCAAGCUUCUUUGUGGGAAAAGUACAGACGGUGCAAAUGGCGACAGAGAUAGAUUUGUAAAAAUUCCAAGCAUGACGUUGCCUGAAAAUAAACUAUCAGAGCAUGUGGAGAACACCGAAGCUUGCGAAUCAUUCUGCUUAAACAACUGCUCUUGCACUGCUUAUUCUUACGACAACACAGGAUGUUCAAUUUGGAAUAGAGACCUCUUAGAUCUGCAACAGCUCGGAGUAGGUGACGGUAGGGGAAGAAGUCUCUACGUUCGUUUAGCCGCUUUUGAGUUUCAAAGUACUAAAAACGGAAAGAGACCAAUCAUUGUUGUUGUGAUUGGUUCAGUUGUUGGAUCAGUAGUUGCCUCAAUAUUCUUACUACUACUCGUCAUUCUGUUUUUAGUACUAAGGAGAAAGAAGAUAGUUUGGAGAGGAAAAGGAAUGGACGGCACAUUGGUGGCAUUUGGAUUCAGAGAUUUGCAGAAUGCAACGAAGAACUUUACGGAGAAAUUGGGUGGAGGAGGUUUUGGUUCAGUCUUUAAAGGGAUAUUGCCUGACUCUACUAUUAUAGCGGUGAAGAAGCUUGAAAGCGUUAGUCAGGGAGAAAAGCAAUUCCGAGCAGAAGUUAGCACAAUUGGGAAUAUCCAACAUGUUAAUCUCGUUCGACUUCGAGGGUUCUGCUCUCAAGGUGCUAAAAAGCUAUUAGUCUAUGAUUUCAUGUCCAAUGGCUCUUUAGCUUCUCAUCUUUUCCAUCAAAACACUUCGAAUGUCUUGGACUGGAAAGAAAGGUACGAAAUUGCUCUGGGAACAGCGAGAGGGUUAGUUUAUCUGCACGAGAAGUGUAGAGAUUGCAUCAUACACUGCGAUAUCAAACCCGAAAACGUUGUCUUAGAUGCAGAUUUCUGUCCUAAAGUUGCAGAUUUUGGGUUAGCCAAACUUGUUGGAAGAGAAUUCAGCCGGGUCUUGACAACCAUGAGAGGGACAAGAGGUUAUCUGGCACCGGAGUGGAUCGCAGGAGUGGCAAUAACAUCCAAAGCAGAUGUCUACAGCUUUGGAAUGAUGCUUUUCGAGCUUGUAUCAGGGAGGAGGAACUCAGAGCAAACAGAAAUAAAUGGAAAAUUAAGGUACUUCCCAAGUAUGGCUAUAAGCGUUGUUGUCGAAGGAGGCGAUGUGCUUAGCCUAUUAGAUCAAAAGCUUGAAGGUAAUGCAAAUGCCGAAGAGAUUGAAAGAGUGUGUAAAGUAGCUUGUUGGGGCAUCCAG